AUGCCAGCCGUCACACCUAGCUCUACCGUCCUGCUCACAGGUGGCACUGGUUUCGUCGGGGGAGCAAUUCUCGACAACUUACUCCAAGCCGGCUUCAACGUUCGAGCAGCCGUUCGUUCUGCUUCAAAGUCGUCCCUCUUAAUCUCUGCAUUCAAGUCAUACGUUGACACCGGCAAACUCACUUUCACUACCGUCGCAGAUAUCACUGAUUCAAAGGCAUUCGAGGACGCCGUCAAAGGGGUGGACGCCAUUGUUCACUCUGCAUCUCCAAUGAUGUCCUCGAAUCCAGAGGCCGAUCCCCAGGAGCUUGUAGUCCCCGCCGUCAAAGGCACGACAAGUGUCCUCGAGGCUGCGCAAAAGUAUGGGACGGAUAUCAAGCGCGUUGUUGUGACGAGCUCCAUCGUAACACUUCUUGAACCGCAUGACAAGGGCUAUGUCUAUACCGAAAAUGACUGGUUCGACAAGGCACCAGCAAUCAUAGCCCAGUAUGGUUCCAAAACCCCGUCAUUCGUCAAAUAUAUGGCAUCCAAGGUCCUUGCGGAAAAGGCGGCAUGGGCAUACAUGAAAGAGAACCAACCAGCGUUCGAUUUGGUGACGGUCCUGCCACCUUGGGUAUGGGGUGAAUCUCGCUACAAUAGCCGAGACCAUAUCCGUCCUGAGUCAUCCAACUUUGUCAUUUUAUCUGCGCUCUCCAGGGCGAAAUCUGGGGAAAUGAAGAAAGAAGAAUACCUCGAAGCGACCACCUAUGCCGACUGUCGAGAUGUCGCUGCUGCCCAUACGAGAGCUCUCGUCACACCAGAGGCAGCUGGGGAGCGUAUCUUUAUAAUGAGUGGCGUCGUUAGCUGGCAGGAAGCCCUUGACAUUCUUAACGCAAAGCCUAUUGAUGGAUUAAGCCUUCCUGUGGGCACCCCCGGGUCUGGUGACGGCGCUUCUGCGACUCAUAUCGUUUCGGAUGCCAAGGCAAAGAGAAUAUUUGGAAUUACGCCUCAUUCAAGGGAGGAAACGAUCCAUGCUCUCGUUGCUCAAGCCGUGCGUCUGGGCUGGACUGUAUAG
This is a messenger RNA of Serendipita indica DSM 11827, 1053 nucleotides long. The record is from the annotation of a GenBank genome assembly. NCBI's taxonomy places the organism in Eukaryota, Fungi, Basidiomycota, Agaricomycetes, Sebacinales, Serendipitaceae.